AUUAAGAAAACUAUCCUGUGUGCAUUAUGGGUUUGACAGAGUGGCACACAGGCUACUUCCGCGGACGUGGUGACUAGACAGCCUUACAAAAGGUUACAUGUUUAGAUGAGCUGUCAAACCGCCAGAUAACUGUACUUCCAGAUAACUUCUUGGUGCAACAGUUGUGUUGAAGUUCCUCAUCUGAGCUCAGACACCCAGCAUGGCGGUGCAAGGUGUUUUCCACUGGAUGCAAGCCUGCGUAGUGCUGCUGCUCUGCUUAUCUGAAGCCCUGCAUGCUGCCUCGGAGUCGAGCAGAAAUUACUAUGAUACCCUCAAAGUUGAGCCAACAGCAACUGACAGUCAGAUAAAGAAGGCUUUCCGCAAACUGGCCGUGAAAUACCACCCAGAUAAGAACAAGAGCGCCGAUGCAGAGAAGACUUUCAGAGAGAUUGCUGAAGCCUACACAGUGCUCUCCAACAAGGAGAAGAGGAGGCUGUAUGACAGUGUGGGCCACAAGGCUUUCCUAAAAAAUGACGACUCUGUUGACCCUGAUGACGAACAUGAGACAAGGUUCCCCUUCGGUUUUGAGGACCUCUUCCAUGACUUCGACGAUAGUCCCUUUAUGGAGGAUCAAUACUUCCACUGGAGCUUUGAUCAGGAUGAGGAAGAUGGUCCAUAUGAACAUUACAGUUUUGAAGAGCCUGGUUUCAGCUUUUAUUUUGGGGAUGGGGAUGAAAAUGAAGAAGACCUCUACUACUAGUUUCCAGUAUCUUUGUCCUGUCUCCUGUAUGACUGUUUUAAUUUAUUGUCUUUUAUUGAUAAUAAAGUCUCCAUAUUAAGAUUGG
Messenger RNA from Epinephelus moara (kelp grouper), 824 nucleotides. Its product is annotated as dnaJ homolog subfamily B member 9-like. Lineage: Eukaryota; Metazoa; Chordata; Actinopteri; Perciformes; Serranidae. The transcript is spliced from 2 exons. Bases 200 to 739 code for a protein of 179 amino acids. Gene Ontology annotation, molecular function: misfolded protein binding; protein-folding chaperone binding. The record is from RefSeq and is a predicted model, not a curated record. Gene Ontology annotation, cellular component: endoplasmic reticulum.